CACCAGCGCAAGCAUCCCAAAAAACGAACAUUCUUUCAGUAAAUUCGUCACAUCGAUCAGCUCGCCAUGGACAGGGCCAUCAACCGCACGUACGAGGAGUACACCCCCGUCGUCGAAUGGAGCCACUCCGCGGACGCCAGCUUCGUCAAGAUCAUCGUCCCAGGGUUUAAGAGGGAGGAGAUCAGGGUGCUGGUGGACAACCACCGCCACCUGCGGACGCGCGGCGAGCGGCCGCUGGAGGGCAACAAGUGGAGCCGCUUCCAGAAGGACCUCCAGCUCCCCUCCGACUGCAACGUCGACGGCAUCCGAGCCAAGUUCGAGAACGAGGCGCUCACCAUCACGCUCCCCAAGAAGCACCCCUCGCACAAGGCCCCGCCGGCGACACCAGCAAUGCCGACGCCGGCGACGCCCAAGCCCGAGCCGAGGAGGCCGACAACUGCCGCGCCCCAGAAGCCGCCACCGGCGCUCCCUGAACCAGCGAAGCCGACGGUGCUGCCUCCUGUGCCCACUAAGAAGUCCUUCCCUGACCGCAGGCCGUCGAUGCCCAGGAAGCCGUCGGAUAUCCCUGCGCCGGCAAUUCCCGCGCCUCCCGUGCCAGCACCAGCUGCUGCCACCCCGAAGCCGGCGGAGGACUGGUUGAAAGAAGAGGCCAAGAAGGCGCAAGCGGCGGCGGCGGCCGAAGAGGAGGAGAAGCGGAUGGAAAGGGAGACGAGAGGAAAGAUGGAGGAAGAUCGGAAGAUGGUGGAGGACAUGAAGAAACCCAAGGAGGCGGAGGGGAUGAUGGGGGACAUGGACAUGGCGCAGCAGAGGAGGCGCCGUGGUCUGCUGGUGAACGUGGCGGUGGCGGUGGUGGUUCUCGUCGGGAUCACAGUGUACGUGUGGCGCAACCUGAGCGCGGCUGUCGGCGGCGACGGCAAUGGGGCUGUCGGAAGCGGGAGCUACGGUGACGAGAUGUGAAUGUGAAUGUGAUCGAGCAGCUGGUGCGAAGGAUAUAUCUGAGGUGUGUGAGGCCGAGUGAAAGUUCAUACGUAUGCGGGUGGGGUCGAGGAGGCUAUCAAGUACCAAAAUGCAAGUAUAUACGGAUGUGGUUUGUUGAUCAUGUAUAUGGUGUUGCAGAUUACAAAGACAUGCUUUGGCUGAUCAACCUAGUGAAAUAAAAAAUGAUUUGCACACACUUUUAACUUCCUAUA
This is a messenger RNA of Lolium rigidum, 1190 nucleotides long. RefSeq names its product protein RESTRICTED TEV MOVEMENT 2-like. The record is from RefSeq and is a predicted model, not a curated record. The coding region runs from base 67 to 957 and encodes 296 amino acids. The transcript is spliced from 2 exons. NCBI's taxonomy places the organism in Eukaryota, Viridiplantae, Streptophyta, Magnoliopsida, Poales, Poaceae.